CUCACGCAACACAACCUCAAACAUCGUACACCCUUUCACAAAAACAAAACGAACCUCAACUUAAAAAUGGCUUCCCCGCUAUCUAGUCCCUCUCCCCCAGAUCCAACAAAUGCCAUUCCCGACACCGCGCAAGAACCCGACCUGCCACUAACCAUGGCGUGCUCGAUGAUCCUCACACACCUACCCCGCGAUGCAGCCAGCGCCCUGUCGAACGCAGGCGACUUCCCCAAACCCAAAGUCACCGUACAAUUCCGUCCUAUAGGGAGUGCGCCGAUACUGCAGAAGCCCGUGGUGACGAUUACGAGUACGCAGCGCUUUGAGACGGUGGUUUCGUGGCUGCGGAAGAAGCUGCGGGUGGGCGAGGGGGAUAGCGUGUUUUUGUAUGUGAACUCGAGUUUUGCGCCGGCGUUGGAUGAGAUUGUGGGGAAUUUACAUAGAGUGAGUUGGUUCUUCUAUCUUCUCUGGAUUUGGUGGGAUGGGGGUUUGCGGGACGAGGCUGACGAUUGUUGAACAGUGUUUUAAGGAUUCCAAGGACCAGCUUGUUAUAGCCUAUUCCAUGACACCUGCAUUUGGAUGAAGAAACGAAAACCACUUCCGAUUUGAAUUUGACUAUGCAUUAUGCUCUCUAUGUACGACGGGUGCCACCCUUUCUAAAUGAUAUCCUGCGACGGGAAUCUAAACAAACGCCUCCAAAUAUAUGAAGCAAAAAACCCCCGGCCUCUACGAUAUCACCAAAAGGAAAUUUCCAAAAUUAGAAUCAAUUUCGAUAUGCGUCCAAAGUUUUCUCGAAUUCCUCGAGCUCGGCCUUAGGUAUGGGAUAGGUGUGUUCGGGGGCAGGAUAGGCACGACUUUUGGUCUCGUCUCUGUACGCUUCGAUUGCUUUCAUACUCUCACUCCAUACAUCUCCAUAUUUCUUGACAAAUUUGGGAAGGAAUCGGCCUGGCGGAAAGUUCCCAGUCAUAUCUACCUGGACUAGAACUUGUCCAGAGCAGCCGUUUCCAGCGCCAAUGCCAAUGGUGGGAAUGGAGAGUUUCUUUGUGAUGAGGGCUCCAACUUCGGCGGGAACUGCUUCUAGGACGGUCGCAAAACACCCUGCUUCUUGUACCGCAAGUGCAUCUUCGAGAACUUUCAUGGCAGUGGCAGAAGUUUUGCCUUGCACACGGAAACCUCCGAGGGCGUUUUGACGUUGGGGUGUUAGACCAAUGUGACCCAGGACGGGUAUUCCGGCACUUGUGAUCUUUUUAAUUGUUGGUGCCAUUUCGAUCCCGCCUUCGAGUUUAAUUCCAUGAACACGGCCAUCUUUGACAAAUUUGAUGGCUGUUUCCAGUGCUUGUUCAGGGGAUAUCUCAUAUGAUCCCAUAGGCAUAUCGCCAAUCUGAAAAUGUUAGCGGGGUAAUUUGGUGUAUGGAGGGGUAAUUUACAAGAAGGGAGGUUUUCGCAGCACGAGAGACAGAACGACAAUGUAACAACAUUUCCUCUAAGAUGACUUCACUUGUGUCUUCCAUUCCCAUUGCUACCAUAGCCAGACUAUCCCCAACCAAAACUAUUUCCAUGCCGGCCGCAUCAGCGACAUGUCCACUGGGAAAAUCAUGGGCAGUCAGGACAGUAAUUGGUUCUCCUUUUUUAUACAACGCACGGAGGGUAUUGAGAGUAACUUUCUUUCGAAGGUUUCCGCCCGCGGAACCCAUGGGAGAAUGGGAGCUAUUUCUGACAUGCCAUUGCGAUAGCAAGGGAGCGAAAGGAGUGCAAGAAGCCGGUCGUGUAUAUUGUUUAAAGAGCGCACGAGACCCUUUCACAAUGGAUAUCGAUCGCGACAUGAUGGGAGUUAGCGCGAGUGGGUUGGAUUGAUGAAAUCACGAUGAUUCGGAUGAAUCUUGUAAGAAGGAAGCAGAGCAAACGCCAUUGUUUGAGCUGACAAUUGAUUUUGUUAACAGUUGUCGUGAU
Hymenoscyphus albidus is the source of this 1944-nucleotide messenger RNA. Lineage: Eukaryota; Fungi; Ascomycota; Leotiomycetes; Helotiales; Helotiaceae. The record is from the annotation of a GenBank genome assembly.